UCCUCGCGCGUCAUCCACCUCGGUGCCGCGACGGUGUGGUUGUCCUCAGGGCUCACACCAGUUGGCAGGCCUGGGACACUUUGCAGGACAGCAGGCUCUGGAUGCGGUGGCCCUUGCCUAGCCCUCUGGGCCCCAGAUGCCCCCGCCACAGCCUUCGCUACAUGUCUGGGCAGCGGGCCAGCCGUGGGGCCUCCCGGGGGUGCCGGGCGCCCGGGAUUCCUGUUUCGGGGGCACCUGCCUUAGGGUCAUCAUCUCCUCCACAGAGGCCCUGGGACCUGAGCCUGGCCAGCAGGAACAGCUGGUCUUUGGCAGCGGGGACACCGUGGAGCUGAGCUGCCAUGCGCCUGCCGGUGGUCCCACGGGGCCCAGUGUCUGGGUCAAGGACGGUGUGGGGCUAGUGCCCUCCGACCGCAUCUUGGUGGGGCCUCAGCGGCUGCAGGUGCUCAACGCCUCCCACGAGGACGCAGGGGCCUAUAGCUGCCGGCAGCGGCUCACUCAGCGCGUGCUGUGUUACUUCAGCGUGCGCGUGACCGAUGCUCCGUCCUCCGGAGAUGAUGAAGACGGGGAGGAUGAGGCUGAGGAUACAGCAGGGGCCCCUUACUGGACGCGGCCUGAGCGCAUGGACAAGAAGCUGCUGGCGGUGCCGGCCGCCAACACCGUGCGCUUCCGGUGCCCGGCCGCCGGCAACCCCACGCCGUCCAUCUCCUGGCUGAAGAACGGCAAGGAGUUCCGAGGCGAGCACCGCAUCGGGGGCAUCAAGCUGAGGCACCAGCAGUGGAGCUUGGUCAUGGAGAGCGUGGUGCCCUCGGACCGCGGGAACUACACGUGCGUCGUGCAGAACAAGUUCGGCAGCAUCCGGCAGACCUACACCCUGGACGUGCUGGAGCGCUCUCCGCACCGGCCCAUCCUGCAGGCGGGGCUGCCUGCCAACCAGACGGCCGUGUUGGGCAGCGACGUGGAGUUCCACUGCAAGGUGUACAGCGAUGCGCAGCCCCACAUCCAGUGGCUCAAGCACGUGGAGGUGAACGGCAGCAAAGUGGGGCCUGACGGCACCCCCUACGUCACCGUCCUCAAGUCCUGGAUCAGUGAGAGUGUGGAGGCCGACGCACGCCUCCGCCUGGCCAAUGUGUCCGAGCGUGAUGGGGGCGAGUACCUCUGUCGAGCCUCCAAUUUCAUAGGCGUGGCUGAGAAGGCCUUUUGGCUGCGUGUUCACGGGCCCCAAGCAGCCGAGGAGGAGCUGGCGGAGGCCGGCGAGGCUGGCAGCGUGUACGCGGGCGUCCUCAGCUACGGGGUGGGCUUCCUUCUCUUCAUCCUGGUGGUGGGGGCCGUGGCGCUGUGCCGUCUGCGCACGCCCCCGAAGAAGGGCCUGGGCUCGCCCACCGUGCACAAGGUCUCCCGCUUCCCACUCAAGCGACAGGUAACAGUGUCCUUGGAGUCCAACUCGUCCAUGAACUCCAACACGCCGCUGGUGCGCAUCGCCCGGCUGUCUUCUGGGGAGGGCCCUGCGCUGGCCAACGUCUCCGAGCUGGAGCUGCCCGCUGACCCCAAGUGGGAGCUGUCCAGGGCCCGGCUGACCCUGGGCAAGCCUCUUGGGGAGGGCUGCUUCGGCCAGGUGGUCAUGGCGGAGGCCAUCGGCAUCGACAAGGACCGGGCUGCGAAGCCUGUCACUGUGGCCGUGAAGAUGCUCAAAGACGACGCCACGGACAAGGACCUCUCGGACCUGGUGUCUGAGAUGGAGAUGAUGAAGAUGAUCGGCAGGCACAAGAACAUCAUCAACUUGCUGGGGGCGUGCACCCAGGGCGGGCCCCUGUAUGUGCUGGUGGAGUACGCGGCCAAGGGCAACCUGAGGGAGUACCUGCGGGCCCGGCGGCCCCCGGGCAUGGACUACUCCUUUGACACCUGCAAGCUGCCCGAGGAGCAGCUCACCUGCAAGGACCUGGUGUCCUGCGCCUACCAGGUGGCGCGGGGCAUGGAGUACCUGGCCUCGCAGAAGUGCAUCCACAGGGACCUGGCCGCCCGCAACGUGCUGGUGACCGAGGACAACGUGAUGAAGAUCGCGGACUUCGGCCUGGCCCGUGACGUGCACAACCUUGACUACUACAAAAAGACCACCAAUGGCCGGCUGCCCGUGAAGUGGAUGGCGCCUGAGGCCUUGUUUGACCGAGUCUACACCCACCAGAGUGAUGUCUGGUCCUUUGGGGUCCUGCUCUGGGAGAUCUUCACCCUGGGGGGCUCACCGUACCCCGGCAUCCCCGUGGAGGAGCUCUUCAAGCUGCUGAAGGAAGGUCACCGCAUGGACAAGCCGGCCAACUGCACACACGACCUGUACAUGAUCAUGCGGGAAUGUUGGCACGCGGUCCCCUCCCAGAGGCCCACCUUCAAGCAGCUGGUGGAGGACCUGGAUCGCAUCCUCACUGUGACGUCCACGGAUGAGUACCUGGACCUGUCCGUGCCUUUCGAGCAGUACUCACCAGGCGGCCAGGACACCCCCAGCUCCAGCUCCUCGGGGGACGACUCUGUGUUUGCCCAUGACCUGCUGCCUCCAGCCCCACCCGGCAGUGGGGGCCCGCGGACGUGAAGGGCCAUCGGCCUGCAGGCCGAGCCCCCACCAAUGUGAGAGUGGAUGCCAGCUCCCCCCGCCCCCCUGUGCUGCUGGUGGAGUGCUGUCAACCACUGGGGCCCCCUGGCCCGGGUCUGAGUCCUGGGACAGAUGGACAGACAGCUGUGUGUGUGUGGGUGUGAGGGCGUCUUGGGGCCCCGGGCGCAGGGAUCCCCGGGGUGCGCGCCCUGCUGUACAAUGACCUCCUGGCCACCGGCACUGGCAGCCCCAGGGGGACGAAUGUAGAAUGUAAAGGGGUUCCUCCCGGGGCCCCUCAGGACAGGGAGCGGGGCCCCUGCCCCAGGCUCCCCUCCCCCCACCGGCUGCCUCCCAGGGAGCCCCAGGGCUGGCCUGGCUCUGGCAUGCAGUGUAGGGCCUUGGGCUGAGCCUGCGGGGUCGCCCCCAUGCGCAGGCCGCCCACCCACCCACGCGACACCUCGUGCCUGGGGGUGAGUGUGAGCACGCAGCCCCCCACCUCCAGCCUCCCCCACAUCCCACCCUGCUCCUUGGAGACGGAAUUACGGGUACCUGAAGCCUUUAACUUCUCUCCGAGAGGUUCAUUCCAGAAAUGAGUGUACAUUUAUAUAAAUAGAAGCCGUGUGUAGGAUACACACACGUAUAUAUAUAUAAAUACCUAUAUGGAAGAAGGGCUGGUGUCGCAGGCAUGGGACCCCGGGGGCCCAGGGAGCCUCCCCGAGGGAUUUGCUGUGGAGACGAGCACAAACACCAGCAGAUGAUGGAGGGGCUUUUCUGGCAGUUUUGUUUUAAAAAUUGUACCUGGACCUGUAUAUUUGUAAAGCUAUUUAUCAACCCCCAGAACCCCUGUCCGUGUGUUGCCGCCCCCCCCCCCACGUUCAUAGUGUUGAGACAGCCGCAUGGCAGAGAGGUUUCAGUUUUAACUUAUUAACAGCUGAGAAGGGUCCUGCUCCAUUUAGAGGCACCGCGGGGGACGCACAUCGCGCCGGGCUUGGCCAGCAGCACCCCAAAGCUCAGCCCGUUUCCGUGCGCCCUUAAGGGCCGUUCAUAGUUUGAGGUGAUUCUAGUGAGGAUAUUUUAUUUCCUUUGGCCUUCUUUUGCAGGCGAAUUAGAUUUCUAUAGGGUUUUUCUUUAGGAGAUUUAUUUUUUGGGACUUCAAAGCAAGCUGGUAUUUUCCUCCAAGUUCUAAUUGCCAUGUGUUCCGGGUGGGGAGGCAGCUUCCAGUGGGGGCCAACCCUGCACGCAGGCUCAGAUGUUAUUAGAUUUUACAAGUUUAUAUAUAUCUAUAUAUAUAAUUUAUUGAGUUUUUACAAGAUGUAUUUGCUGUAGAUUUAACACUUCUUACGCAAUGCUUCUAGACUUUUAUAGCCCGGACUGCCACCUUUCAAAGCUUGGGAGAGAAAGCCGUGAAUUCAGUUUUGUUACUUUUUGUACUGUUAAUGGCCCGAAUUUGGGGGGCUGUUUUUUGCUCAUCAGCUGGCCAGCCGGCCAGUGGUUCAGGGUGGUCUUUGUUCUCAGGGCCCCCCCCCCCCCCCCUUAUGGGGGCCGAAGGUGUCGGCCCAAACUAGCAGACAUGCUUUCCAAAAAAUAAAGAGAGACGACUGGUUCCCAUC
This is a messenger RNA of Leptonychotes weddellii (Weddell seal), 4188 nucleotides long. Lineage: Eukaryota; Metazoa; Chordata; Mammalia; Carnivora; Phocidae. The record is from RefSeq and is a predicted model, not a curated record.